GACACUUUGCAAGGACACGAGAGAGAGUGCAUGUCUGCGCUCCCACAUUCUCCCGACGCCGCCUCUGAUUGGCUCCUGGGCGUAUAAGAAACCAGUGAAUGAGCAGCUGGCCCUUGCAGAAACUUGCUGGAGGUCUUUGGGUGGUAUCGCUCGUUCAUCCUCGUCAACCUGAGGGCGAGCCCACCCGGCGGAUGAUGAGGUCGUCCUGUGUGGUGCUCACCGCCCUGGUGGCGCUGGCCGCCUAUUAUAUCUACAUCCCCCUGCCCAACUCCGUGUCCGAUCCCUGGAAGCUGAUGCUGCUGGACGCGACUUUCCGGAGCGCACAGCAAUUGAGUAACCUGAUACACUACCUGGGCCUGAGCCAUCAUCUACUCACACUGAAUUUUAUCAUCAUCUCUGUUGGCAAGAAAAGCGCAUGGUCCUCUGCUCAGGUGAAGGUGACUGACACUGACUUUGACGGUGUGGAAGUCAGAGUGUUUGAAGGCCCUCCAAAGCCAGAAGAGCCACUGAAACGCAGUGUUGUUUAUAUCCAUGGAGGAGGCUGGGCCUUGGCAAGCGCAAAAAUCAAAUAUUAUGAUGAAUUGUGUAUGGAAAUGGCUGAGGAAUUGAAUGCUGUCAUUGUCUCUGUUGAAUACAGGCUAGUUCCAAAGGUUUAUUUUCCUGAGCAAAUUCACGACGUUGUACGUGCCACAAAGUAUUUCCUGCAGCCAGAAGUCUUACAGAAGUAUUCAGUUGACCCAGGCAGAAUUGGCAUUUCUGGCGACAGUGCUGGUGGGAAUUUGGCUGCUGUCCUGUGCCAACAGUUUAGUCAAGAUGUCAACCUGAAAAAGAAGCUCAAAGUGCAAGCUUUAAUUUAUCCAGUUCUUCAAGCUUUAGAUUUUAACACACCCUCCUAUCAGCAAAAUGUGAACAUCCCAAUCUUGCCCCGUCACACCAUGGUAAAGUACUGGGUAGAAUACUUCAAAGCCAGCUAUGACUUUGUCCAGGCAAUGGUAGUUAACAAUCACACUUCACUUGAUGAAGAAGAGGCCACUGCUCUCAGGGCCCAUCUAAACUGGACGUCCCUCCUGCCUGCCUCCAUCACAAAGAACUACAAGCCUGUUGUGCAGACCACCGGCGAUGCCAGGAUCCUCCAGGAGAUCCCUCAGCUGCUAGAUGCUCGUUCUGCCCCGCUCAUUGCAGACCAGGAAGUCCUGAAGCAUCUCCCAAAGACCUAUAUUCUGACAUGUGAGCACGAUGUCCUAAGAGACGACGGGAUCAUGUAUGCAAAGCGUUUGGAGAGUGCAGAUGUAGAAGUGACCCUUGAUUAUUUUGAAGAUGGCUUCCAUGGGUGCAUGAUUUUCACCAGGUGGCCCACCAACUUUGCAGUGGGAAUCCGGACUAAGAAUAGUUAUAUCGAGUGGCUGGAUCGAAACCUGUAAAGGAGUAAAAUGCUUGUGCUCUUCUCAACCUCCUGUAUCUGCUUUGGAAAGAUAUGCACUUUUAGUCAACCAAUUUCCCCCUGUUACUUGUGAGUUAUGGAAUCUCUAUUCUCUGCUUUAUGUUAAGUUAAUUUUUUUUAAAAUGCAUUUGAUUAAUGUAAGUGCAAAAAUCUCUAAAUCUGGUUCUCUAAGUGGGCCAGUCUCUCUGUUUUUGUUUUAACCAAACUACUACAAAUACCCAACCGCCACUACAGAAAGCAGGACAAGGAGCUGGAAAUAGCUGUGGGUCUUGCCUUCAUCAAGAAGUUCUUUUUGGAAGAAAUUCUUCCAGCUGUGGAUAUGAUAGUGACCAUUAAUGAGUUAAGAAAAAUGUGGGCUCUUCUUUAACUUGCUGGACUUUACUUUGAGUUCAGAGCACUGUUCAGUUAAAUGUGUAUGCUUCUAGGUCAGUACUGAGUACCAAGCACCCUCUGUCCUUUGUGGAUGGAUGGUUUUGUUUCCUAUGGGAAUUUUAGCAAAGGUAUUCUAGCAAGGACAAUUUUCUCAAAUGACUUUCUUCCUUUAGAGUGUUAAUUUUAUGAGAUAGCUAUCUGUAAGUCCAGUUGGACUGUGAUGAUAAUUGAAAGUUACUUUCUACCAUUAUUAUUAGAAAAUAUAAGGUUGCAUGCACUGGAUAUCUGUACAUUGUUAAGUUUUUUUGGUUGUGCCGUCUCCUUGGAAGAGAACUUUUGGGUCAGAUUUAUUUAAAUUUAGAAUAAAUUUCCCAUUAUAGGACAAAUGAAGACAAAUGAACCAACCUAUGCUUUUCAUAAUGAAUAUUUCUGACAUAAAUUACCAAGAGCAGUGUGUAUAUAUUUGGCACAGUCAGAAAGAAGGUGCAUUUAAUAUUAGUUUAAAAUUAUGAAAACUACCUGUAGAGGGUCCAGUUUGUUCUUGAAAACUCAAGUUUUUCACUUACAUGGCUUUAAAAUGGGGCUAUUUUCAUAUAUAUAAUGUAUUGUUUAUUUUUUAAAGUUAUUUAACGUUAAUACAUGUAGCUAGACUUAAGAUUUUUCAGAAUAAUGUCUAUAAUGAAUAUUUAAAAUAACAUUUUUAAAAAACUACCUUAGGGCUUAAAAAAUUACCUUAGAAUAAUAUGUAUAUGUACUUUUAUGGAAAAAGUAAAAUAGCUAUUAAUACUGCUAUACAUUAGACCUAAAUAUUUUGAUGUUCAUAUGCAUCUACAAAUUAAGAUAAUUAGAAACUAUGACUUUGCCUAGUAAAGUCAUCUGAGUUUAUAGUUUAUAGCUGAAGCAGGACACACGCUGCUCAUUUCUACUCUCUGUAGUUAGAGGGACACUAGUUCAGUCUUCAGAAGAAAGGCAUACGCUGGCUCCUGGCGCCCACACCCUCAUUAUAUCCUUCCACCAAGUCUAGAAGUUCCAAUAGCCCAAGUUUAAUUUGACGUAAAGCCUUCACUGCCAGUGCAAACAUCUUUGGCAUAAUAAGACACUCCGGCUCUGAUGUGAGCUGAGUCCCUCUGCUCUCCUUUCUGCUACUCUCACUUCUCCCCCAAUGCAUGCUAUUUCCAGGGACUGCAGAGAGCAGCAGUCCAGCCAAGUAAUGAUACAAUAAAUUUAUCAGUGAGAAGAAAGUAGAACCUUUCGUUCAUUUGAAAGAUGGGUAUUUCUCACUUCUGUCAUGAAGUAACAAAUGAAAAUUUGCAGUUAUUUUUCAUUUAUUGCAUAAACUAGUAGCAUUUUAUGUACAAAACAGAAGUAAAUGCAACAGUGUAUGUAUGUGUGUGUGCCUGUGUGAAUAUAAAAAUAAUCAUACAAAUUAGUAUGCUAAUGUUCUCAGGCAAGUCAUUUAGCAUCUCUGAGCCUUUUCCUUUUCCUCUAAAAUUAGAGGAUUGAACCACUUGAUCUAUAAAGUCUCUUUCAACUAUAAAUUCCAACCAUUUUUGUCAGACUGGCAAAUUGUAUUGACUCUUCUUCAGUAAAUUUUUUGCAGUUCAUUUAUUCCAUUUACACAGGCAAAUGCAUUAUCAAAGAUUUUUUUUUUUUUUUUCCUAAAAAACUGGGAUUCUUACUCUGUGGUAGUUUUUUAGUUCUAAAAAACUGGGAUUUUAGUUCUUACCCUCCUCAUUUAAUAUUAUUCUUUUUGACAUCUUUGGAAGAACCAAUGCUUGGACCUCAUUUUGAGGUUAUCUACCUCUAAUUAAAGCAAAGAAAAUAUAAUAACUGCAGAGACUUCCUUAAAAUGACAUCCCCCCACCCCCAGAAUUGCAAGCCAAAUCCUAUAGUAAUUUAUAGACAAUAAAUGAUUACAGACCCCUAAAGGGUUUUCUUGGAUGAAAAGUGAGUGAAAGAAAACAGGGGUCAAGCACAGUUUUUUAUUAAAUACUUGAGUUUUAUUAAAACUUUUACAUAUGUGGAUAAUUUGUGUAAUGACUUGCACUGUAUCCUACGUUUGACCUUGCUUGAAGAUCUUCCUUGAAAUUCACCUUAGAAUAAUAACAAUUGUGAAUCAUGAUACA
Molecule: messenger RNA, 3939 nt
Organism: Pteropus alecto (black flying fox)
Lineage: Eukaryota; Metazoa; Chordata; Mammalia; Chiroptera; Pteropodidae
Gene: NCEH1
Product: neutral cholesterol ester hydrolase 1
Cellular component (GO): membrane
Molecular function (GO): carboxylic ester hydrolase activity
Source: RefSeq, a predicted model, not a curated record